AUGAGAGUGAAGGUAAAGUUAGGAGCAGGAAAGAGGGAGCAGGAAAGGAUUGGGUCGAUGAAUUUGUUGUGGUGCUGCCAUUCCGAUGCUGCUCGUCGUUGUCGUCCCGCUUGUCACGAGAGGCCGAACACGGAGAGCGCAGAGAGUGUAACACAACGAUUGCAGCAACAGCAGCACUGCCACGGCAACAGCAACGAUAUGUUGACGUACGUUGCGUUGCGGACACGCGCGCGCACGCCCCACCCGACAGCAUCACUACUAUCUUCAUCAGCAUCCGCGACGGCGGUGGCACUGACAGCAGCACAAUACGAGAGAGAGAGAGAGGGGCCUCUGCUUUUACCACCCAUUACGUCCUAA
Messenger RNA from Acanthocheilonema viteae, 357 nucleotides. The record is from the annotation of a GenBank genome assembly. Lineage: Eukaryota; Metazoa; Nematoda; Chromadorea; Rhabditida; Onchocercidae.